Messenger RNA from Phycodurus eques (leafy seadragon), 3600 nucleotides. RefSeq names its product dolichyldiphosphatase 1 (gene dolpp1). Gene Ontology annotation, cellular component: endoplasmic reticulum membrane; intracellular membrane-bounded organelle. The record is from RefSeq and is a predicted model, not a curated record. Gene Ontology annotation, molecular function: dolichyldiphosphatase activity. The transcript is spliced from 8 exons. Bases 18 to 734 code for a protein of 238 amino acids. Gene Ontology annotation, biological process: protein N-linked glycosylation; lipid biosynthetic process. Lineage: Eukaryota; Metazoa; Chordata; Actinopteri; Syngnathiformes; Syngnathidae.
GGUUGUGUCCGGGUAAAAUGGCGUUGGAAGAAGAGUGCUCGGCGCCAACUCGAUGGCGUGCUAUAUCGCUAACACACGUCGAGUUCGCCGAGGAUGACCUGACGGGACACCUGCUGGCCUACGUCAGCCUCCUGCCCAUUGCCAUCCUCGUGGGCUUUGUUACGCUCAUCGUGUUUAAACGGGAGCUGCACACGAUAUCUUUCUUUGGUGGGCUCACCCUCAACGAGGGCGUGAACUGGAUGCUCAAGCACAUACUCAGAGAGCCGCGCCCAUGUGCAGGGGCUCACUCCAUGCUGAAGACGGACUACGGGAUGCCCUCCAAUCAUUCCCAGCUCAUCUGGUUCUUUGUCGUUUACUUCUUUCUUUUCCUUUAUUUAAGAAUGCAUCAGACCAACAACGCUCGGUGCGUGGACCUGCUGUGGAGACACAUCCUGUCCAUCGUCCUGCUGGGCGUCGCCUUAGCCGUCUCGUACAGCAGGGUGUACCUGCUGUACCACACGUGGAGCCAGGUGGUCUACGGCGGCGUGACGGGCAGCGCCAUCGGCAUGGUCUGGUUCUUCAUCACGCAGGAGCUGCUCACCCCGUUGUUCCCCAAAAUAGCGGCAUGGCCCGUGUCGGAAUACUUCCUGGUGCGCGACACCAGCCUGAUUCCCAACAUCUUGUGGUUCGAGUACACGGUGACGCGUUCGGAGGCCAGAAACAGACAACGAAAGCUCGGCACAAAACUCCAGUGAGCCCCUCGCGUGCAUUUUACAGAAAAACACUGGCGGACUUUCUGGACUCAGGUUGCCGGGUAGAAAAAAAAUAAAAAAACAAAGCAGGGAAGCGGCGGCAGUCUGCUUGUACAAACCCCAGCUUGUCGACACACACACUCACGCACACACCUCUCGUCCUUGUACAGCUCAUCCAUGCAUGCCACACCGUGCAAGAGGGCAACUAUUUAAAUAAUAGAUUAAAUAUUUGAACUAAAUGCACGCUGAUGGGUAACGUUGCUCCCGGGAGCCCAAAUGGAGGAUUUGCUCCGCCACAAAUUGUCAUACAGUCAUAGCAUGUUUUUUUUUUUUUUUUUUUCAUAUUCUGACAGAGGCCUGAUUUUUUUCUUAACGUCAGACAUUUGUGAUAUGUUAGAGAAAAAAAUGCACUUUGCGGAAAAAAAAGAAGGAACUAAUUCCGAAUGAGCUAGUUAAAUGUUAAGAAACAUCCCUACUCUCUGUCAGUUGUCUCGAUCGCGAUUAUUGCACGACUACAGGGGGGUUUGCGACGGAAUUGCGUUCCUACGGCAGUGACGUAACCCCAUUUUUUGGUAAUGCUAACCUUGCUAAAGUUAAUUUAUGACAACACACUUCAAACACAUUUGAACUAAUUAAAACACACCUUUUAAAGUAUUAAGUAAGCACCUGUUCUCACUCUUUCACCUUCAAUACAUGGGAGACUAUUGUAUAACAUCACUUUGAGGAAAGGACUCGCACAGUUCACUGACUAAGAGUCAAGGAGUGCUUGCUUCAAGCUGUUUAUUUGUCACUCCCAAUUCAAGUUCACUGUAAAAUACAUAUAAAACAAGACAAUUAAACAUUGCAUAUUUAAACACAAAAAUGUUAUUUUGACGAGCGUAAGUCUCAACGAUAAAACAUAAUCUGAAGUGGCUAACGGAAAUUAGCAUCGUUGUUAGGCGGAUUGUAAACCUUCAAACAACUGCUCAUUUAACACACAUGGAGCAGCAAAACAUUCAAUCAACAAUGGCCAUGGGUAUAUAUAAUAAUAUUCUCUCUUCUCCUUGGGAACAACUAAUAUUGCUGCAUAUUCUCCAGUAGACCUCAGUGCUGUCAUGUUGUGGAACAACGUGGUACUACGCUGAAGGCUCCUCGCUCGAAAUUUGGACUUGCCCGAAUACUGUAAAAACCAUAAAUAACGGUCGCUUACAAAUCCGCGAUCUAGCAAGGAACUGUGUAUCGCAUGUUGAAACUGCCAAGUCGGUGUUGCAAAUCUUUUCUCUCUUGCCUUACUUGGGAUAAAUAAAGGUUAGAUUAAAAAAACAAAACACUUUUGUAAACUGAGGCCCCCUUGUAUUGGAACAGUUCAACACAGCCUUUUUCAGUGUUGUUUGUUUUGGGGGAUUACUUCUCACUUUAACAGGUAAAAUGCAUGCUCGAUAGGGUUUAAGUAGGGGGAAAAUGGACUGGGUCUCUGUCAGUUGUUGUUUUAAAGCGCGUACAGCGAGACCGUCCUAAACCUUGGACCCCUCUGCAGUCAUCGUCUUUUACUACUCAUCCAUCACCUGAGUGAAAAAUUGGAGUAUAUUUGAAGAAAUCAGUUUCAUAUCAUCAUACUUUCUGGACUUUGCGGAAACUUUCCAUGGGAAUGAAUGGCAAUGAUAUAAAUGGUUAUUUUUGCACACAAUAAUAUAUACAAACAUGAAAAUGUGAGGGGGGGGGGGGGGUACUUUUUAAUUUUUAAUUUUUUUUAAUAUCCCCUCCCACUUUUCAAUGUAUUUGCUGAUAUUUGUUUACUUAUUACGUUUUAAUACAAGAAAUGAAAUUUCAGUGAAUUUCAGUAUCAGGGCGCAAUGUUUUUAUUUCAGGGGUUCAAUUCAAAAAGUGAGACUUUUAUUGUAUUGACUCACUACACACAGUGGCAUUUAUUUUAAACAUUUUAUUAUAGCUUACAACUAACAAAAAUGUAACAUUUUCCAACUCAAGAAAUUCAAAUAUUACAUGAGCAGUCCAUGUUUUUUCAUAUUGAAAUUAUGUGAGAAUUGCCCUCCUGAAAAGUAUUUCCCAUGUGUUAAUGAAUGUCAAAUUUACAAGUUUCACUUUCUAAACUGAGCUGCCGAAAUAAAGAAUGUCCUGAUUGAUUGCGAUGCACCAGCAUACAUGAUAUUAUUGAUCGUCGGCAUUUUUCGGUUCCCUUCUUUGACAAAUUUGGCAGUUUAUUCCGGUGAAUUUAUUUCCUUGUAAAGUUUCCACUCCCUGGAAUUUUGUCACUUUUACUCUUCUUUGUGUGAACGUUUGUGUGUAAAUCCACGUUUACGGAAAAGCAGGUCAUUUGUGGACCAAGGUGUUUUUUAAUUGUUAUGCCUCAUUCACAUGGUAGCAGCCCGCGAAAAGAAUGCUGGGAACUUUUCUUUUUUUUUUUUUGUUUUUUUUGUUUUUUAUAAAACGAUCAUUUUCUUGUUCUGGUUUGCUUUAUUUUAUUUUUUAUUUUUUUACAUUUCCAAGACAACAUUCCGUGUCUAUUGAAUGAGCGAGCCGAUGUACUUUUCCUUGCUUUUGUCAUCGUUUUUGCAGAAAGGGAAAAUAAUAAUAAUUAAAAAAAAAAAAGUACAUAAAGUUAGUGGUAGCAUGUGAUGUGGAAUUCCUUGGGUGGAGUUCCUGUGUACUGGGGAUCAAAGUGUCAUCAUCAGAAUCAAAAAGGGAAGUAGAAUUUCUUUUCCGACGUCUAUUCUAUAUCAGGCUGAAUAAACGCGUUUGUGUACAAAGUCGAGCUUGCGAUGUUGCAUUCAAAUGAGAUGACUCGUCUUUUACAACUCUACAUUGUCACUCCAGCAAACAUCAGUGGAGGCAUAUUAUGUCAUAAUGAGAGAAGAAGAAGAAGAAGAAGAAG